UCUGACCUUUUGGACAUGUACUUAAGUCUUGAGUUAUUUAGAGGGCUCCCUCUUAAUUCUUUUAGAAUUUCUUAAUUCUUUUAGAAAGAUCUUUAUUCUUUCUCAUCACGAUAUUUUGUGAUUAGUUCAAAUUGCACAUUUUGAAUCUUUUAGGUUUUAGAAGUCAUAUUCUUUUUGGAUACCUAUUUCUCUAAAUUUUUAAAAACAAUAUUUUCUAAAGUACAUAGAACCCGACUCAGUCCAAAAUCUCAUUUAAAGAGAAUGAAUUUUCAAUCCUCUAGGUCCAGAAGAUUUAUGCUAGGUACUGAAAGGAGCUGUGAUUACAGAUUCAUAUAUGCCUUCUUAUGACCUCUACUUUACAAUUAGUUCUAUUCCUUUUGACAUAGUCCAGUCAUAGGUCCAUUCUACUGAGUCCCAAUGACAUGAGAUUAUGUUUAUUUUCUUUCAUUAAAAUUUCAACUUUUCAUCAUUUAUGACAAAAUUUUUGGCAUAUUUGAAAAGACAAAUUAUUAUUAGUGCUCUACCUUGAAUUAGAUGAAGAGAAGUAACAUUGCUAUGUUAUAGCAUCGUCUAGAAAAUCCAUUUUUUCCAGUUCUCUCUGAGCAUUUUUAUUUUUUCUCCUUGAAUUUCAGUUUAGAACUCUUGAUUAGAUGAGGAAGGCCAGACAUUUUUUUCCUCAGACUUAAUGAGGCACUUUCUUAUUUGCCUGAAAUCCUUUAUUUUGAUGCCAUACAAGCCACGAUUCAGUAGUACAUAGUUUCUUUUUCUCCUUUGUUACAACCUUCUAUUAAUAGUAUCUUAGAGUUAAAAGGUUCUCUGAAGUCAGCUAUUUUAACUUUACAUGGUAGUCAUUGUCUUAUUGAACAAUUUCUCAACAUUGUUAUUGAUUCUCUUUUAAGCCUUUGAUAUUUUGUUUCUUGCUUGGCUUCCUUUCUGAAAUAUUUCUUAGAUCCUAACCAGGAAUACAAUUUGGGCUGAAUGUUUAGGUAAGAUAUGAUUCCAGCUCUUAAAGAACUUUGAAAUAUAAGGGGGCAGCUGGAUGGCUCAGUGGAUUGAGAGUCAGGCCUAGAGAUGGGAGGUCCUAGGUUCAAGUCUGGCCUCAGACACUUCUCAGCUGUGUGACUCUGGGCAAGUCACUUAACCCCCAUUACCUAGCCUUUACCACUCUUCUGCCUUGGAGCCAAUACACAGUAUUGACUCCAAGAUGGAAGGUGUAAGGUUUUAAAAAAAAUAAAAAAAAAGAACUUUAAAAUAUAGAAGGUAAUAAGAACCUAAGAUAUCAAGCAGUAUUACAUGUUUAGUUUACUAGUAAAAAACAAAGUACUAUGAGAGGACUUAGGAGAAAGGUUACAAAUCACUGGGAUAAGGAAAGGCUUUUUGGAAGAGGUAGUAUUUGAGUUGGGCCUUUAAAGGAUUGAUAAGAAUUCAACAGGUGAAGAAGGGGAGGGAAGACAGGGACUGCCUGAACAAAAGCAUAGACGUGAGAACAAAAUAUGACUUCAUUUUUACUGAGGUAUAUGUAGAGAGUUGUCCAUUUGAUUGAAGUAUAUAUAUAUAGUGGAGCAUUAUAUGGUUAGAAAAGAGUGAGUCCAAGUUGUAGGUGUUUUUCAGGAGAGAAGUAAGAGCCAGAGCUGUAAAUAAAAAAGAUUAUACAAGCAGUGAUAUAAAGGAUGUAUUAGAGAAAAGAAAGAAUAGAUUCAGAAAGAAAUGGAAGAAGGUGGUAGUUCAGAUAGUUGUUGUUAAAGGCCUAUAUUAGGUUGGUGAUAGUGGGUUAGAGAGAAGGAAGAACUCUUUGAAACAUGAUAUGAUGUGAAGUGAUGAUAGAAUUGAUAAGACCUGGUACCUGAUUGAAUAUUAGUGGUAAAGGAGUUAGGCUACAAAUUUAGGAGAGUGGGUGAAUGUUGGUCCCACAGACAAGGAAAGUGUAAGAAGACUGGAAAGGUAAGAAGGGGCCAAGUUAUGAAGGACUUAAAAAAAUAAACAGGAUUUAAAAUUUGAUCAUGGAGGUAAUAGGGAGCCACUGAAGGUCCAACCUGUAUUUUAGGAAGCUAAUUUUGAUGGCUGACCUGGAAGAUGAAUUAGAAUGGAGAGAGACUUGAGGAAAGAAGACCAGCAAAUUAUUGUAGGAGUCCUGAAGUGAUAUGGGUGUGCUCCAAAGUAGUGGCAGUGCCAAAGGAAGAGACUUAUUUGAGAAACAUGACAAAGGUAUAAUUGACUUGCCUAUAUGAGGAUGUGAGAGGGAGGAGAUGAGGAUGACACCUGGAUUUUGAGCUUGGAUGACUAAGAGAAUGACAGUGCCUUUGAUUGUAGUAGGGAAGUUAGGAAGAGAGGUUUUUGGGGAAAAGAUGAUGACUUCAGUUUGGGACAUAUUGAGUUUGAAAUGUCUGUGGGAUAUCCAGUUCAACCAGACAGUUGGUGAUGCAAGUCUGGGGGUCAGAGGACAAAUGUUAGGACUGUAUAAGGAAACCUAAGAAUCAUCUGUAUGGAGAUGGCAAUUGAAUCCAUGGGAGUCGGUGCAAUCAUCAGGUGGAAUAAUAUGACUGUGAUGGUGAACCUAUGGUAUGCAUUCCUGAGGAGGCUGCCUAUGCAAGCCUGAGGAUGUUUCUCACCACCUGCCCCUCUGCCCAGCAGCCCAAUGGGACUGCUUCCUCCCUCCCCUGUGUGGAGUGGAGGGGUAGGGUAUGGCGUUCAGUCUCUAAAAGGUUUGCCAUUGCUGGUAUAGAAGAAAAGGGCCCAGGAUAGCCUUAGGUGAUACUCACAGUUAACAGGUGCAACCUGGAUGAAGAUCUAGCAUAGGAGACUGUCAACCAGGAGAAUGUCUAUGCUGUUUGGUUUUGGAGGUAAGGACAUUCCUUUGUGGCUUUCCCUUAACAAUAUUUUGGGAUCUGGCUGUUGCUGACUAUUCCCUCUAUACUGGGAUUACUGCUACUUGGGAGAAACACUAUUUUAUAUUUACUUGCCUCCUACCUUCUUUUCUUACAUUCUGAUAACUUAUUAACUGAUUCUAGUAGAAAUUCAUCUCCUGCCUCUCAAAAGUUUUAUAUUUAUUUAGUAAUAGGCAAUGUUUAGCUUCUGUGACUGUUAACAUUGUCCCUGAGAAUGAAGCUACUUUGUGCAAGAUCAGUAGAAGGGGGCACAUAUCACUGAUUUCAUUAGAAACAGAUAAAGUAGUAUGUAUGCUUUAGGCAAAUGUAUACUGCACAUGUUUCUUUGUGUUUGCCAAUUUAGUCAUGAAAUGGUUCCUGGCUCUUCUCUUUCACUUUUGCAUUUAGAAGCUUAAGGAACAACACAAAACAAAACAAAACAAAACAAAACAAAACAAAACUUUUAUUUAUGUGAAUUAGUAACCCAUGAAGUUGUAUAAGCUGAAGUUUUGUCAUGAGGUUCAGGAAAAUUUUAGGUUAAUUCUUGGGCAAUAGUUGUGAAUGAGUUAUUAAAGGUGCAUUGGCUGAGAGGCAAGCCACCACAAUAUCCUACAAAAUAUUGAUAGCAUACAAAAUAUUGAUAGCAUACAGACCAGAUGGAAAGCCCCCAUAAUGUGAGAAGUGUCAGCAAUGGCUGGGCCACUGCCUCCUGCCAAAGGUGACUAAAUUGAGUCUUGAAGGAAGCAAGGGAUUAUAAGAGGCAGAGGAAUACUUCACAUAUGGGAGGUGGUCAGUACAAAAGCAUGGAGCUUCAUAUGUGAGGAGCAGCAAGUAGGCUAGUGAAACUGGAUCAUAGAGUUUGUCGAAGGGAAUAAAGUACAAGAAGACUGAAAAGGUCUGGACCUGGGAAUUCUGUUUGUGAAGAUAUUUUAUACCAGACCAAGGACUUUGAUCCUGGAGGAAUCACUGAAGUUUAUUGAUUGGGGGAAGGGAGUGGGUAGGUCACAUGAUCAAAGCUUUGGAUGGGGUCAGAAACCCUUGGCAUCUCAGUUGGAGGAUAGAUGCAAGUGAGGAGAGACUUGAGGUGGUAGGGUCAAUUGAACUGCUACUGCAGUAUUCCAGAAGAGAGAUGAUGAAGUAUUGAAUCAGUAUGGGGUCUGUGUGGGUGGAACAAAGGAUAUAUAUGGGAGAUGCUGUAGAAAAAGAAAUAAAAAGAUAUGGCGAAGGAUUGGAUCUGUGGGAUAAGAGUAAGGGGCUGAAAGUGACAUUGAAGUUUUGAACCUGGGUGACUGAGAAAUGUCUUAUCUUCAAAAGAAAUAGGCAAGUCCAGAAGAGAAGGCUUGAGGAGAGGGGUAAUAUAAAUUCUAUUUUGGACAUCAACUUGUAGAAGUUUAUGUGCUUUCUAUUUAGUCCAUUAGGCAGUUGCUAAUGUUGGAGCUCAUCAGAGAAACUAAGACUAUAUAAAGAUCUAGAAAUUAUUUGCAUAGAGAUUGCAUUGAGAUGAUAUUUGAAACCUUAAGGGCUUGUAAUAUCACUGAGUGAUACUAUAGAAGAAGAGAAGAGGGUGCAGGACAGAGCCUUGGGGAUACCCACAUUUAGUAGUGGAUUUAAUAUAGAUGUUCCUAGAUCCAGCAAAGGAGAUCAUGGAGACCUCAGACAGGUAAGAGGAGAACCAGUAGAGAGCAGUGUCACAAAAAUCCAGAGAGGAGAGAUCAAUGAGAAGAAAGAAGUAGACUAUAGUGUCAACAGCUGUAAAGAGAUAAUUGAAUGAGUAUGAGUAUUGAAAAAAGACCAUUAGAUAUUACAUUUGAGGGUAAGAGGUUAUUGGUAACUUUAGAGAGAGUGGUUGCAGUAGCAGAGAGUUUUUUUUUUUUUUUAGUAGCAGAGAGUUUUAAGAGCAUAGGUUUUUCAAGGAAUUUAUCUGAGAUGAUAGCUAGUGGGGAUGCUAAGAUGAAUUUGAAGGUUUUCUUUAACAGUGAGAUAGACCUGGGCAGUAGAGAAGGGGGUCAAUAGAUAAGAGUAUGAUCAUUAGAAAGUGAGUGGGGAUGAUGUGGGGGACCAUCUGCUGAAGACUAUGAAGGCUAUACAUGAAGAAGUUUGCCUUGACAGGGAGAAGAAGGAUUACUUCUUCAUUGUGGGGAGUUGAGAUGAGGAGAACAGGGAGCAACAGCCUUAUUUUUUUCACUGAAGUAUAAGUCAAGAUCCUCAAAUUCAACUCCUAUCCUUCAUGUUUGCUUCUCUAUGCAGUGAAUGCCAGCUAUUCUGUGGCUUAGAUAAAAAGCCAUGUAAGAUAUCUGGUUUUUGAAAGCCAGUUUUGAGGCAUCUGGGAAGAAUGAAGACCUAAAUAUUUUCCCAAAAAUUUGGAUAAUGCCAGGGAGAUCUACGAAAAGUUAAAGGGGAGAUGUGGGGUAAAGAAUUAAAACUCUGAAGAAAACUUUCCAGUUCUCUCAGCAACAUUGAAGUGAUUUCAAAGGACCUGUGCAAGUUGUAACAGAUUUUUUAAAAAUGGAAGUAUUUCCAGAACUUCGUAAACAACCAGAACUUUUGGAAUGUGAUCACUGCAGUUUCAAAGGCACAGAUUAUGAAAAUGUACAAAUUCACAUGGGAACCAUCCAUCCAGAGUAUUGUGAUGAAAUGGAUGCUGGUGGGUUAGGUAAAAUGAUAUUUUACCAGAAAACUGCAAAGUUGUUUCACUGCCACAAAUGUUUCUUUACUAGCAAAAUGUACUGCAAUGUGUACUACCACAUCACAUCCCAACAUUCAGUAAAAGAUAAGUGGGAUGAUAAACAGAAAAAACAGUUGGAGGAGACAGAACCUGUGAAAACCUCCCUCUUUCCUGAGUCCCAGAAAAUGUCUAAUUCAUCUGAGAUUCAGAAAUCCACACCUGUUUUUUCAGCAGAGUUACAGAAACCUGCUCCUAUUCAAACUCCAGAAUCACCUCAAACUACUCCUGCUAGUUCUCCAGAGCUCCAGAAACCUGCCUCUGGAGUUUCUGCAGAGCCACAGAAACCUGUCAUUCCUGACUCUCAGAAACCUUCCCCUGUUCCUUCUCCAGAAUCCCCAGAACUUGUCCCUUUGGCUUCUUUGGAACAACAGAAACUUGCUUCUGUUUCUCCUGAGCCACAAAAGUCUCCUGUUGUUAAUCCCUCGACCCAGAAGCUUUCUCAUUUUACAGAGACACUGAGAACUCCUUUGUCUACUUCCCCGGAACCACAAGAACCAGUUUUAGCUUCUUCCCCCGAGCCUUGGGGAUCAUCUCCAAGUUCAUCUCCUGAAUCCCAGAAACCAGCUUUGACUGAAUCUCCUGAACCUAGGAGGCCAUCACCAGCUGUUUCUCCUGAGUCUUGGAAGCCAUCCCCUGCUGUCUCCCCUGAGCCAAGGAGGCCAGCUCCAUCAGUAUCACCAGGUCCUUGGAAGCCUGUGGUAUCUACAUCUCCUAGACCUUGGAAACCUGCUCCUUCCACAUCACCUGGCUCUUGGAAGACUGCUAAACCUGCUCCUUCUGUUUCACCUGGGCCUUGGAAGCCUUUACCUCUGUCACCUGGUCCUUGGAAGCCAAGUCCGCCUAUGUCACCUGGAUCCUGGAAGCCUUUACCUGUAUCACCUGGUUCAUGGAAAGCUAAUACAUCUCCUGAGGCCUGGAAACCUGGACCUCCAGAACUUCGAAAGACAUCUCCCAUGUCACCCGAACUCUGGAAGCCAGGCCCCUCUUCUCCAGAAUCCCGUAAAACUGGUCCCCCAUUGUCCCCUGAGCCUCGUAAACCAAGCCCCUCAUCCCCUGAGGCUCGGAAGGCUGGACCCCCGUUGUCCCCAGAGGCCCGGAAGGCAGGUCCUCCAUUGUCCCCUGAACUCCGUAUGCCAGGUCCCCCAUUGUCCCCUGAGUCCCGUAAACCAGGUCCUCCAUUGUCCCCUGAGCUCCGUAAAAUAAAUCCCUCACUGUCCCCUGAGGCUCGAAAAGCAGGUCCCCCAUUAUCCCCUGAGCUCCGAAAAGCAGGUCCUCCAUUGUCCCCUGAAAUUCGAAAGGCAAUUCCCUCACUGUCCCCUGACCUCCGUAAAUCAGGACCUCCAGUAUUAUCUGACCUCCGUAAGCCAGGUCCCCCAUUGUCCCCUGACCUUCGAAAAUCAGGCUCUUCAUUGUCACCUGACCACCAGAAAUCCUCAGUAUCACCAGAACUCUGGAAGGUUUCUUCUGAUCAGUGGAAGCCUUCUAUUUCUGGAGAACCUUGGAAACCUGUCUCUAAUGAUUUUACCGAAUCCCAAAAGACUGUAUCUCCUGGGUCUCCAGAUGUCUGGAAGUCUUCCUUUUUUCUUGAACCUCAGAAACCUGUCUUCCCUGAAUCCCGGAAACCAGGUCCUCCUGGGUCAUCUGAACAUCCUAAAAUGGUUUCAGAGACCCGAAAACCUAUUUCUGGUGAUGCUGACCCCCGAAAAUCUGCCCUUUUCUCUGAGUCUCCCAAAACAUUAUCAUCCUCAGAGCCCCGGAAACGGAUUCUCUUCCCAGAAUCAAGGAAACAUACUCCAUUUUCUGAGCUUCCUAAAUCUAUUUCUCUUUAUCCUGAAUCUCAGAAAUUGGUUGAAUCUAGUGAGUAUGAUAUCCAAACAGAGGCCCUGGAAGAUCAAAAAGAUGACAUUUUGGCUCAGGAAGAAGCAUUAUAUCAUUGUCAAAAGAAGUUCAAGAAAGACAACCAAGAGAACUCUGAUGCAGAACUUAGUAGCAGUGAAUGUGGAAAAGCAGAUUUAGAUUUCUUUGAUCUCAAAGGCCAGGAAUCUAACAGUGAUCAAGAGCAGGUUGAUGUGGAAUCAGUUGAUUUUACUAGAGAGAACAAAAUGGAUCCUUCUGAUCAGCCCAAAAGCAUAUUGCAGUUUACAGAUGAUAAAGAGGCUUUUAUCUCUGAAGAGGAGAUAGCAAAAUACAUGAAACGGGGAAAAGGAAAAUAUUUUUGCAAGAUCUGUUGCUGUCGUGCUAUGAAAAAAGGUGCCGUUUUGCAUCAUUUAGUUAACAAGCAUAAUGUUCAUAGCCCAUAUAAAUGCACAAUAUGUGGGAAGGCUUUUCUUUUGGAGUCUCUCCUUAAAAAUCAUGUUGCAGCCCAUGGGCAAAGUUUACUUAAGUGUCCACGUUGUAAUUUUGAAUCCAAUUUCCCAAGAGGCUUUAAGAAACAUUUAACCCAUUGUCAAAACCGUCACAACGAAGAGGUUAAUAAGAAGCUUAUGGAAGCUAUUGAGCCUCCUCCUCCACCUCCACCCCCACCACCCCCUCCACCACCCCCACCUCCUCCUCCACCUGAAGAGCAAAUUUAAUUUUGAAAAUUAUGUAUUAUAAUACUUCAAAAAUUUAUCUACUAAAACCAACCUUUGAAAGUGUUGCUCUUUUAGCCGAUUAAGUAGUUUAGUUGAAUAAGUAGAAGUAAAGAGUUGAAAAGGUUGUAUAAUGUUUAGUUUGUGUCAGUAGUAGUAUAGAAAAGAAACUUCCCAGGAUUUUUAGAGUAUCUGUUCAUGUGCCUAUCUUACAAAUCAAUAAAUUCAUACUGGAUAUUCCAGAUGAGUUGAAUUCUUUGAAUUUCUUCUCUGUGUAUAAUACAUCAUGAAAGGCUGUAUACAUUCCAUUUAAUUAUAACUUACACAUACUCUUAGAUAUGCAGUGAAAUUUAUCCGUUUGUGAAAUCUUAAGUUUAAAUUGAGAGGCAGCAUACUAUGAGUGGGUAGACAGCUAGCCUGGGAGUCAGGAAGAUGUUCAAGUCCCAAUUCUAACCCAUUCUGUAUUGUGACCCUAGGCAAGUCAUAGCCUCCCAAUUCAGUGAUCCCAGGCAACAGUGAGACUAAAUUGAAGAACAAUUGCUAAUCUGUAUUGAUAGAAGGAGUACCUUGUCCCAAAAAUCUCGAGUCUGGACCAAAAGAAAAUCCUUUAAGAAAUUUCAAGGCUUGGUAAUAACAAUAUUUAUAAAUUAGUUAUUAGGGGAAGAUGCCCCAGUUUUCCUUAUUUUAAAAAAAGAGGUUUUAUUUUUUAAAUCACUUGGAAUACUUCUUUGAUUUUAAUUGUUUUUUUCACAGAUGUGUCAUUUUGAAAUUUGGGAAUUUAAUAAUGCAGAAAGUAAAUCAGCAUUAUUUGUAAAUCUUAAACCAUUUCUAAACUAAUGAUUGGAUUUUUUCUUUUAUAUGUUUUGAAGAACUUAAAUUUUUAUUGAUAUAUAUAUAUAUAUUAGAAAAAGAAGUCUAUGAAGGAGCAACUGCAAUGUACAAUAUAUAUCAUAUUCCCCCAUUAGAAUGUAAGCUCUUUGUGGGCAGGGAUUUUUUUACUUUUGUCUUUGUAUCCCCAUUGCCUUGCACAUAGGCGCUUAAUAAAUGCUUGUUGGAUUGGAUUGGA
Molecule: messenger RNA, 9225 nt
Organism: Monodelphis domestica (gray short-tailed opossum)
Lineage: Eukaryota; Metazoa; Chordata; Mammalia; Didelphimorphia; Didelphidae
Source: RefSeq, a predicted model, not a curated record